AUGAUGGUCUCUUUGCGAUAUAUGAAGACAAUCACAAAUAUUGUACGUAACUUUUCAUUAUCAUGCUGUAUACAUGAAUCAACAUCGACAAAAGUCGAUUCUCAUCGAAUAGAAAAAGCGAUCAACAAUAAAAUAUCGCCAAGUUCAAAUUCAAUUCCAUACAGUUUUGAUGAAUGUCAGAGGCGAGUAGAGGAAAUAAAACGAGAUGGAGAGACACGUUUUCCUGCCGGCGAAAUUGCGAUAGUUCGUCAUUAUUCAUUGGGGAAAAAGAAACGACCGGUGCUGAUUCUGUCCUCAUUUAAUCAUAAUCAAAAUCCGAAUGCAACACUAUUGAUUGUACCAUUUACAACUAAGUAUCCAAAUUCUGCUAUAUAUCAAUGGAAAAUAUUUUCUGAAGAAACAUGCCAUCGUUCUGUCGUUGAAAAGAAUUCAAUUCUCAUAUUUGACUAUUCGACUUUAGUAGAAUAUGAAGAACUUGAAACAACACUCGAUUCACUCAAACGUGGUCCGUUUAUGACAACAAUUCAAUGGUGGAAACAGACUGUUAAUUCAAUCUUACCGUGA
Molecule: messenger RNA, 564 nt
Organism: Rotaria sp. Silwood2
Lineage: Eukaryota; Metazoa; Rotifera; Eurotatoria; Philodinida; Philodinidae
Source: the annotation of a GenBank genome assembly